GUUGUGUUGUCCCAGUUAAAACCUGACUUACAAGAAAACGACACCAGUACAGGAUGGAGCUCACAUCAAUCUGCCUCAUGCUCUCCACGCUGAGCAUCACUCCGGACAGAUCCCAGUUCUUCCAGUACGAACAGAUCAGUCUGCACUGCGCUGCGGACUCCAGCGACUGGACGGUGAAGAGAAACACCACCCAGAAGUCCGCUCAGGCCUGCAAGCACGGCUGGGCGAUCCCGGACAAGUCGUCCUGCACCAUCGAGGACACCUUGCCGUCGGACACCGGCACGUACUGGUGUGAAUCUAAGCAGGGAGACUGCAGCAACGCCGUCAACAUCACAGUGACCUUCGGCGCUGUGAUCCUGGAGAGUCCCGCCCGUCCCGUGAAGGAGGGAGACAAAGUGACGCUUCGGUGCUCCUACAAGGAAGAAGAUGAUGGUGAAUCAACGUCCAACUUUGAGGCUGCCUUCUACAAAGACAACGUUUUCAUCGGGACGGAGAAUCCAGGAGCGAUGACCUUACCGGCGGUGACCAAGUCUGCCGAAGGCCUCUACAAGUGUAAACACCCGUCAGAAGGAGAGUCGCUGCCGAGCUGGCUGACGGUUAAAGCCAGAGAUCAGAGUGUGGCUGUUUCCAUGACGACUCCUCGGCCUCCUCCUCCUCCUCCUCCUCUCAUGUCCACCACCAGGGUCAUCCUUUUUGUCCUGAUGUUCAUCCUCUACAACAUCAUUCUGAUCGUGUGCAUAUACACGUACCGGAAGGUGGCGCGAGCCCACGCCGAGGCUAAAAGAAGAACUUCAGACGAGUGAUGAGUUCCGUUUCCUGCUGCAAAACGGACGAAGCUGAAGCUCAACGACUUAUAAACGGAGAUUAAACAGCCUGUUUAUGUUCUGAGCAUUAUUAUAGAGAAUGAGGUAAUGUGCUUUUUACUAUUUAACUUAUAUUUACGGUUCUAUAUGAUGCUUCUUUUUUUUUGUAAACUGAGAAAAUGUCAGUUUUUUGACACUGAAUAAUAUUUUUCUAUAACUGUCUUCCAAUAAAGUGUAACUGUGCAGCUC
Stegastes partitus (bicolor damselfish) is the source of this 1052-nucleotide messenger RNA. RefSeq names its product sialoadhesin-like. NCBI's taxonomy places the organism in Eukaryota, Metazoa, Chordata, Actinopteri, Pomacentridae. The coding region runs from base 54 to 803 and encodes 249 amino acids. Gene Ontology annotation, biological process: cell surface receptor signaling pathway; immune response. Gene Ontology annotation, cellular component: external side of plasma membrane. The record is from RefSeq and is a predicted model, not a curated record. Gene Ontology annotation, molecular function: transmembrane signaling receptor activity. The transcript has 5 exons.